Molecule: messenger RNA, 564 nt
Organism: Striga hermonthica
Lineage: Eukaryota; Viridiplantae; Streptophyta; Magnoliopsida; Lamiales; Orobanchaceae
Source: the annotation of a GenBank genome assembly
AUGUCUUCAUCGACUUCUCAAAGCUCUAGCCGAUAUGUUUCGCCUCAUUCAAGUCAAAAAACUUGUGAGCAUGGGGUGGACGUGUUUACGUCAAUGACUCCAGAAAAUCCGGCGAGGAGGUUCAGUCGGUGUAGUCGAAGAAAGGGCCCCGAGAAAUGCGGUCAUUUUGAAUGGAUCGAUCCAAGUUUUCCUCCAUUUCAGAAAGGUUGCUUUGUGAACUUGAUGGGUCAGAAAAAGAGUUUGGAAGAACAAUUAAGGUGCAAAGAGGUUAUGGAAAAUCUGAUGAUAGAAAGGAUGUCAAUUAAGGUAUCAGAGAUUGAGAAGGUGCAAGAUCUCUAUGAGCAAACUCAAUAUUUGUUGGAGGUUCAAACCUUGAAGUGUGAAGACAUGGAGAAGAAGAUGAAGAUUGCAAUGGACAAAGUGAGCAAGCUCCAAAGAAUGUUUGCAAUGGCAGCAAUUUGGCUUAUAAUACUCAUAUUCAUAAUACUGAUAUUGGUUUAUUCAAAAAGAGACAAUCGUACUAAUGGAUACAUUGAGUUGGGACAAUUGAACUUUGUAGGGUAG